AUGGUACCGCCUGGCAGCGGCGAUACGAAAGAGGAGGCCUUCCAAGAAGAUCUGAACAACAUCCUGUGCUGCCCCGACUGCAGAGAGAUCCCGCCAAACCUGAUCGAGGAGUUCUCCAGUGGUGACGUGGUGUGCGAGAGCUGCGGCGUCGUAGUCGGAACCCGGAUCAUCGACACGCGCUCAGAAUGGCGUACAUUUGCCAACGACGACCAGGGCGGCGACGACCCUAGCCGUGUCGGUGGACCGCAGGACGAGUUCGUUGAAGGCCAGCAGCUCGCGACCACUGUGGCCUUCUCCGAGUCCAAGGCCCACAAGGCUUUGUCCCGCACUCAGAACAACACCAACCAGGACAAGGCUCAGAAGGGCCUCAUGCAGGCAUACAAGGAGAUCGUUUCACUGUGCGAAGCUAUCAACAUGGGCCAGAACGUCUCCAACGCCGCCAAGCACAUCUUCAAGCUCGUCGACAAGCACAAGUUCCUCAAGGGCAAGCCCCAGGAGGCCGUCAUCGCUGGAUGCAUCUUCAUCGCCUGCCGGCAGAACAACGUGCCUCGAACUUUCCGCGAAAUCUUCAACCUGACCAGCGUGAGCAAGAAGGAAGUCGGACGUGUGUUCAAGCAGCUGCAGUCCUUCCUGCAGAAACUGCAGGGACAGGACGGCGAGGCGACAGGCCUCAACACCGUCACAAACUACGAGAACACAUCCGUGGGCGCCGAGGAUCUCUGUGGCCGCUACGUGUCUCAGCUCGGAUUCAAGUACCAGCAGAAGAUCUCCAAGAUCUCCCGGGAUCUGGCUGAGCAGGCCAAUGAGAUCUCGGCACUCGCAGGCCGAUCACCCCUGUCAGUCGCCGCGGCAUGCAUCUACAUGGCAUGCCAUCUCGUCGGAGAGCCACGCCCGUCUCUCCCCAUCGCCAAGCAGGCGGGUGUCAGCGACGGCACCGUCAAGACUGCGUACAAGCACCUAUUCGCUGCGCGGGAGCAGCUCAUCAAGAAGGAAUGGCUCGAGAACGGCGGCAGCAUGGACAACAUCCCCCAGGUUCAGGUUUAA
Fusarium keratoplasticum is the source of this 1044-nucleotide messenger RNA. RefSeq names its product TFIIB-type domain-containing protein. The transcript has a single exon. Gene Ontology annotation, molecular function: RNA polymerase II general transcription initiation factor activity; TBP-class protein binding. Gene Ontology annotation, cellular component: transcription preinitiation complex; nucleus. NCBI's taxonomy places the organism in Eukaryota, Fungi, Ascomycota, Sordariomycetes, Hypocreales, Nectriaceae. Gene Ontology annotation, biological process: transcription preinitiation complex assembly; transcription initiation at RNA polymerase II promoter. Bases 1 to 1044 code for a protein of 347 amino acids. The record is from RefSeq and is a predicted model, not a curated record.